Messenger RNA from Tachysurus vachellii, 1878 nucleotides. RefSeq lists its product as uncharacterized. The transcript has 10 exons. NCBI's taxonomy places the organism in Eukaryota, Metazoa, Chordata, Actinopteri, Siluriformes, Bagridae. The record is from RefSeq and is a predicted model, not a curated record. Bases 356 to 976 code for a protein of 206 amino acids.
GUGAUGCAACACACAGCGCCACCAUAUUUGGUAGAAGCGUCUUUUUGUCGUCGUUAAAAACAGACAAAAUCAGUAAAAUGCGGUUAACGGGACGGUUCUGUAGGUUGUGGAUUAUAAAGAGGACACGGAAACCUUUAGGGGAUGAAAGUGUAAUAAAGAAGAAGAAAAAUAAACUGUGCGGUUUGAUUCAGGAAGACACUGGAGGAUAAUCUGUCUUCGAGAGAAACAGAGACUUCAGAAAGCUUCAACAGGAAGUUCACUAGGUGGAGUAUUGAGUCGUUGGACAGGAGCUCUGAGGUCGGCUUUGGGAAACUCUUCAUUGUGUGCUGGAGUUUUGUAUCGGACCGAGUGGCGGAUGUCAGCCAUGUCACAAAACAUCACCAAAUUUUGUGAUGAAAUUAAAUUUGGUAAUAAAUUCAACUACACCUCAGGUCACUCGUACAGCACAGACUGUGAGCCGACAUGGUACGCACAGAAUGGGACGUCCAUCGGUGAUGAAAUGUCAUUGGUUCUGGAUACCUGCCUGUUGUUGGUUCAGCUUGUUAUAAGGUGCCUCAGGUCACAAAACAAGUACGAGUACGUCUUCCAAGUUACUAACCGCAUCACAUCUAUUGGCGUAACAGAAUCUACCAAAACAGAUGAUCAUAGUAACAACUAUCUGUGGCUGCUCUUUCUUCUGGUUCUUCUGGUUCCUCUGGUUGCUCUGAUUGCUCUGAUUGUGUAUUUGGUUCGGCGCAAAAGAAAACAAAAUUACAGCCUGAAACGUGAUGUUGAAAAUGCUGCAAAAGAGGAGGUUCAGGCACUGAACGAAGAUGCCAAUGGCAGCCCGAAACGUGAUGGCGGUAAUGAAGACGAUCCGAACGGUAAUGCUGUGACGAUCCCAAUGAACUCCAUCAAACCACAGAAUGAAGAGGAAGAUGAAGCUCCACACAGUCAUGCACUCGUGAAUGGACAUGUGCACAUGACACAUGGAUAGAUAUGUGAGGAUUACGUAGAGAAAUGUUGAUGAUCUUUUUCAUACAAAAUCAAAAAAACAAGCUUUACUACAUUUUUCUCCUCAUAAUUUAUUUAUUUAAGAAGAAAAACUGACAUCUGAGCAUCCUAGAGUUUGGAGACUCAGGAGUUUCUGUAUGUGUCUGUAUGACAUGAUACUCAGUUAAACACCCAAACCAGAUGGACAACUACUUUACACUCACUAGAGAGUACAGGCAGCAUUAAACUUUAAAAAAUGCCCUAAUAAUGUGAGCGGUUCUAUGUGCCAAUAUGCAAAUAUUUUAAACAAAUUGUAAUAAAUCUAUUUAUUAUGUAUUACAGAUUGUAUAUUAUUCCACCAGCUGGUGCUUUUGCACAAAGAAACAAAUGCAGUAAAAAAAAGAAACUGAACCUGUUACAGAGCUGCCUGAUGUAUUUACGUAUUUAAACAUUCACGUAUUUUACCAUAUUGAAUGUAAUUACUGUGUUCUAAUUCUUUAUAUUUUAACGGAAUGAGAGAGGCAGUAUUUUAUUUUUUCCAUACGUGCCUGGUGGUUUCUGUGAAAUUAUGCAUUAAUGUGCUGUAUUUUGAUCAUGGCUAUUUUGCCUGUUCAUGAUCUCCUGGACCAAUUCCCUGUAUUCCAUAAACUGUAUUUCUGUGACACUCCAGUUUCUGUGACCAAGUUUUCACUCCAUUUUUAUUUCUCCUGAAUGUAGCUUUCAGUUUAUAUGUUUAUAUGUAUUUGUGUGUAUGUAGGUGUGCUUUAGUAAUAAUGUUAGUGCAGUAAAUAUAUCAUUAAUCAAAUCACUGCAGCAUUCAAACCUUUGCACUUCAUGUAAAUAAAAAAUCCACGUUUUAUAUGUAUAUUUAUUUUCACAUAUAUCAAUAAAAGUAAAUAAAGCAAA